This is a messenger RNA of Vombatus ursinus (common wombat), 721 nucleotides long. RefSeq names its product vesicle-associated membrane protein-associated protein A. Gene Ontology annotation, biological process: neuron projection development. Gene Ontology annotation, molecular function: FFAT motif binding. Lineage: Eukaryota; Metazoa; Chordata; Mammalia; Diprotodontia; Vombatidae. The transcript has 4 exons. Gene Ontology annotation, cellular component: plasma membrane; endoplasmic reticulum membrane. The record is from RefSeq and is a predicted model, not a curated record. The coding region runs from base 280 to 708 and encodes 142 amino acids.
GCCGCGUUGGCUGGUGUGGGGUUGAGUCAGUUGUUAGUGGAGGGGGGGUAAGCGACUGGUCGUCAGACUGCCCGAUCCGCUGGCCGAAGCAGGAAGCGAGCGAGCGGUGAGCCCAGGCUGGUGACUGUGCCCUUCUCACAGCCCCGGCGCUUCGCCAUUUCUCCCCUCUCCCCCACCUUGAGCUCCUCCCACUCUCCCUCCCCUGGACAAUCCCCCCUCCCCCACCCAGGCAAACCGCCGCCUCGGGCGCGCCCCCGCUCCCCCUGCGCUGUCUCUCCGAUGGCGGCCGCUGCCGGGGCCAUGGCAAAGCACGAGCAGAUCCUGCUCCUCGACCCGCCCACAGACCUCAAAUUUAAAGGCCCCUUCACAGAUGUAGUCACUACAAAUCUUAAACUUCGAAAUCCAUCAGACAGAAAAGUAUGUUUCAAAGUGAAGACAACAGCACCUCGUCGGUACUGUGUGAGGCCGAACAGUGGAAUUAUUGAUCCAGGGUUGACUGUAACUGUUUCAGUAAUGCUACAGCCUUUUGACUAUGAUCCAAAUGAGAAGAGUAAACACAAGUUUAUGGUACAGACGAUUUUUGCUCCAUCAAACACUUCAGAUAUGGAGGCUGUGUGGAAAGAAGCAAAACCUGAUGAACUGAUGGAUUCCAAAUUGAGAUGUGUAUUUGAAAUGCCCAAUGAAAAUGAUAAAUUGGUAAGUAGAUAAUGUAAUUAGUAAC